Molecule: messenger RNA, 1722 nt
Organism: Juglans regia (Persian walnut)
Lineage: Eukaryota; Viridiplantae; Streptophyta; Magnoliopsida; Fagales; Juglandaceae
Product: UDP-glucuronic acid decarboxylase 1
Exons: 7
Coding region: 257-1582 (441 amino acids)
Biological process (GO): D-xylose metabolic process
Cellular component (GO): cytoplasm
Molecular function (GO): UDP-glucuronate decarboxylase activity; NAD+ binding
Source: RefSeq, a predicted model, not a curated record
ACUGCCUUCCUAACUACUCUACCGAUCAAUACCAACGCGACAGUUCUUGAAGAAACGGGUCCCUUCCCGUACCGACUGACGUAGAACACAAUCAGAGAUCGAUGCACCCAGCUUCGGCGCUUCAAAUCCUUCCGAUCCAAUCGACCCAGACAAAAACUAUUUGCGCCUAACGCUCGGGUAGAAGCUCCGAAGAUAAUCCAUCCUUGGUUAUUCAAACCUGGCACAGCACAGAGACAGUGGGGUUGAAGUUGCCAGCAUGAAACAGUUACAUAAGCAAUCCAGCAUUAAUCACAGACGAGACGAGGAGAUGUCCAUGGGUCCAACCGCGCCAUACUCGCCCAAAACCCUCAAACACCCCAGAUCCCUUCCCAUCCCCAGAUCUAUAAACUACCUCUUUAAAGAACAGAGGCUCCUCUUCAUCCUCGUCGGCAUUCUUAUUGGCUCCACAUUCUUCAUUCUACAACCAACCCUGUCCCGCUUCGGCCCCUCCGAGCCCAACUCCUUUUCCGUCCCUCGCUCCUUCUCUUCCGGUCUGCCCCAACGCGACCAGGUCUCUGACUUCGCUCAAUAUCCCCCGAUUAAUCGUGGCAAGCUUGGGCGGGUCCCGGCCGGGAUCCCGCGGAAGAGAUCGAGGAUUGUGGUCACCGGUGGUGCCGGAUUCGUCGGCAGCCACCUCGUCGAUAAGCUUCUCGACAGAGGGGACGAUGUGAUUGUCAUCGAUAAUUUCUUCACCGGGAGGAAGGAAAAUUUGGUUCAUCGCUUUGGGAAUCCGAGGUUCGAGCUUAUCCGCCACGACGUCGUGGAGCCGAUACUUCUUGAGGUGGAUCAGAUCUACCACUUGGCUUGCCCGGCCUCGCCCGUUCAUUAUAAGUAUAAUCCCGUCAAGACCAUCAAGACUAAUGUGAUGGGUACCCUGAAUAUGUUGGGCCUGGCAAAGAGAAUUGGUGCAAGGUUUUUGCUUACGAGUACGAGUGAGGUUUAUGGCGACCCACUUGAGCAUCCCCAGAAAGAGACUUAUUGGGGAAACGUGAAUCCAAUAGGUGAGAGGAGCUGCUACGAUGAAGGAAAGCGGACAGCCGAAACCUUAGCAAUGGAUUAUCACCGAGGUGCAGAUGUUGAGGUCCGUAUUGCUCGCAUUUUUAAUACAUAUGGACCUCGUAUGUGUUUAGAUGAUGGGCGCGUCGUUAGCAACUUUGUUGCUCAGGCGAUUCGCAAACAACCAUUAACAGUAUAUGGGGAUGGAAAGCAAACCCGAAGCUUCCAAUAUGUGUCUGACCUGGUCAAUGGACUGGUAGCAUUAAUGGAAAGUGAACAUGUGGGGCCUUUCAACCUGGGUAACCCAGGGGAGUUCACCAUGCUUGAGCUUGCUGAGGUUGUCAAAGAAACAAUUGAUUCAAGUGCUACAAUAGAAUUUAGACCAAAUACUGCUGAUGAUCCGCAUAAGAGGAAACCAGAUAUUAGUAAAGCAAAGGAACUGCUGAACUGGGAGCCAAAAAUCUCACUUAGAGAGGGGCUGCCACUUAUGGUGAGUGAUUUCCAGAACCGCAUUUUGAAUGAAGACGAAGGAAAAGGGUUGAAAUAGAGAAGACAAUAAAACUAUCAUGUAAAGUGUGAAAGUGUAUUCUUGUUCAUUGAUUUCAUUAUUAUCAUUCUUAGUUUAAGUUACCUGGCAAUUCAGAAACACGUUACUGUUAUCGGAAGGUAUACCAAUUGUUUUUCUUC